ACAGACCAAAGUAUUUAUCGCAAUUGUAUAGUCUGAAAUACUUCAAAAUUAAGUAAAAGGAUUUUCGUUAACUAAUAUUAUUAUUUUAUAAUAUUACAACAUGAACAAAUCGCAAUUAAACCAACAAUUGGAUAAAAUGAUCAGGUUCAUAGAGUUUGAAGCAAAUGAAAUUGAACAAAAUAUUGACACUCAAUCAGAAAAUGAAUUUGAUAUUAAAAAAAACGAAAUUAUACUCAAAGAAAAAUUAAAAAUCGAUCAGUUGUACAAGAAAAAGACAAAAUUUAUGAAUAGAACAACAGCAACAAUGAUUACCAAGUUAAUGACAAAUGCCAAGUUAGAAAUAUUGAAUGCCAGAGACACAUUUAUUAAAUCUGUGUUGGCCGACGUAAACAGAGAACUGUUAAAAUUGCGAAACCACAAAUCACAAUAUUUGAAAAUUCUCAAAAAGUUAAUACUACAAGCAAUGUACCAAGUUUUGGAAGAAAAAAUAAGCUUAAUACUGAUAUCAGACGAUAUGGAAUGCGUUGACUUAAUGAUCCCUGAAUUAAGUGAAAUAUAUUUGGCUAACACAGGAAUGAAUAUUGAAAUAAAUAUUGAUAAUAGUAUUAAGUUACCGAAUCAAGAAAUAGGAGGUGUCAUGGUCACAGCCAAGGGUCGAAGGUUACUUGUUGAAAACACGUUGGUGGUGAGAUUGCUCUAUCUCACCCAACAAGCUAUACCAAUAAUAUGCACUGGACUGUUUGGACCAAAUCCCACUAGAACUUAUUUAAGAAAUAAAUAAUUACAAAAUAAGAA
Aphis gossypii (cotton aphid) is the source of this 795-nucleotide messenger RNA. RefSeq names its product V-type proton ATPase subunit E-like. Bases 101 to 781 code for a protein of 226 amino acids. Gene Ontology annotation, biological process: proton transmembrane transport. Gene Ontology annotation, molecular function: proton-transporting ATPase activity, rotational mechanism. The transcript has 4 exons. Lineage: Eukaryota; Metazoa; Arthropoda; Insecta; Hemiptera; Aphididae. The record is from RefSeq and is a predicted model, not a curated record. Gene Ontology annotation, cellular component: proton-transporting two-sector ATPase complex, catalytic domain.